AUUCACAGGUGUCCCUGGUUAUAUAUCGUUGAAUAAACGCGUUCUCGUUUCGUGUGUCGGUAGAAAUGAUAUCGGUUCUGUUGCUGCUCAGGUGCGUCGUCUAUGGGAAUAGUUUCGACGAGUUUCCUCCGGUGUUUGCCAACACAUCGAUGGGUACGGUUUUUCUCCCGACGCAGGAACCGCGAUUUAAAGGAAUUCUUUUAAACAGCCGUGGUCAUCGACAGAAGUUUCUUCGGGAGCAGAGAGGAGCACCGAGACGCCGUAUACCUAAUACGCAAUUUAUUCAGGCAAACGGAAAGCGACAUAGCCGUUCAUGUUUUUUCUUACGCGAACGUCGAUCUGUAUCAAGACUACACGAUUCUCCUCUCUAUCGCGAGUUGCAAUUCGACUUGGCGGCUGCACAGGAUCGCGCGGAAGGAAGAGCUCGUCCACCUCGCCAUAACAGACCUGGAUUGUCCCCGAAUCCCAGAGAAAUACGGUAUGAGCAUACCGUUAAUACAGCCAGGAGAGGAGCUGUCUCAGAUAUUCCUCGACCUAAGAAUGAUGGACGUUCUCUCUUGGACUGCGAUCAACAUCCUCCACGACGAUACGUUCGACAGAGACACGAUCAGCACCGUGAUGAGGGCCAUCUCGGAUAAAUUACCGUACAACCACAUUAACGUGAUCUCCAGAUCGAUAUUCACGUUGAAGCAGAGUAACGGAGAGACGAAGAGUUCGAUAAUGAAAGUGUUGAACGAUUUCCACGUGGAUCAGCUCGGACAUUGUUUCCUGGUGAUCGCUACGGUAGACGUGGUCGCCGAAGUGAUGAGCGUG
Ceratina calcarata is the source of this 813-nucleotide messenger RNA. RefSeq lists its product as uncharacterized. The transcript has 4 exons. NCBI's taxonomy places the organism in Eukaryota, Metazoa, Arthropoda, Insecta, Hymenoptera, Apidae. The record is from RefSeq and is a predicted model, not a curated record. The annotation marks the transcript as partial.